Messenger RNA from Calidris pugnax (ruff), 3590 nucleotides. RefSeq lists its product as uncharacterized. The transcript has 5 exons. Bases 515 to 1369 code for a protein of 284 amino acids. Lineage: Eukaryota; Metazoa; Chordata; Aves; Charadriiformes; Scolopacidae. The record is from RefSeq and is a predicted model, not a curated record.
UCGCGGCGGUGCGGGAGCCGGGGGACGGCGUGCGGGAGCCCGGCGGCGGCGGGGCGCGAUGCCCGAUGCACCGCCUGGGCCGCCGGCGUCGGGGCUGAGGGAGGCAGGCGGGAGCGCUGCCGCGAACGCAGCCCGGGGCCUCGGCUAGGGAGCUCUGCCGUCCCGCAAUAAACACUCUGCGCCGAAUGGGUCUUGUCCCUUGCAGCACGCUGCCAGCUGGUACCUCCCUCCUUUCUGAAGCGUAACCGGGGAGGGGGGUGGAAAGCGAAGGAAGUUUGGUAUUUAUUUUUUUCUUUAGGCUUUGGAAAGGGAUUCCCUCUCCCUCCCUCUGCGGAGGGCUGUAGGACGGAGUGCGGUGGCGGAGGAGAGGGGCACAGCUGGGAAGGGGGCUGUCCGGAGCCUUGUUCCCCCCACCCCCGUCGCCUUGUACCUGGGGGUGCUGGAUGUAAGCUCUGCGGAGCUCCUCCAAGCGUAACAGCAGCGGCUCGGCAGAUGUAGAUGCGGGCGUGUGUGUAUGCUUAACCCUUUCUUGGCUCCUCGGAUUUGUACCAUGCUGAAGAUCCUCACCAAAAAGCUCAGGAACCAGAGUUUGAAUGAAAUUCAACCUUUCCAGCUAAAGAUCUCCUACCCCCCAAGUGAUGAGGACAGCGACGACUCUGAGGGAGAGAACCAGGAACUUGCUCAGAUUGACAGAGAGAGAAGACGGAAUUGUACCUUGACACCUCUGGCCACCAAUCAGCUCCAGAACCAGGAGAACCAAAGCUGCAAGGUUCGGGCACUCUUCCAUGCCAGCCUUGACCGCCACAGCUCAGAAGAGGAGCUGGAGCGCAUCAACCGAGAGUUUGCGGCUGAGAAGCGAAAGUGGUCCCAGGUCAGCAGGCUGGCUUGCUGCAGCGACAGCAACAAUACCUCCUCCAGUGACGAAGAAGUGAAGAACUUGUGUGGGAUGUCAUUCCGGCCUGUGGCAGAGCAGGCUGAUGGCAUGCAUGCCAGCCCAAGCCCCGUGCUGUUCAGUGCCUCCCCUCCCAAGAGACUCCAACCCCUGGUGCGGAGCCCAGCCUCCAGACCUUUAAUCUUCACAAGCGUCGGGACAGGCCUUGAGCAAGUCAUGCCUUGUAAGAGACAUCGUCAAGGAUACGGGGAUAAGGUCAGCAGGCCCAGCCUUGACCUGGAAAAAAUGCAGCAGAAGAUGCUGCUCAAGAAGAACUGUGGAGCGAAGACUAGAGUUAUUAAAAUUCAUAGCAUCAAUGGAGGCCGCCCGCCGCCCCACUUUGUGUAUGAUCCAUCCACCUUUGCCUUCCGUUCCCUCAGCACCUUGAAGCCGCUGAGCCCGAUAGCUCCAGUGGAAGAACCGUCAUGUGCCUACUGAAGGAGUUUCUCCAAAAACCUCAGGAACUAUCAACCAACCACCUGCCUGGCAGGGAGAAGGGGAGGUGGUGAUACCCAAGGGGAUGGGUGGGAGAAGAAGGGGACAAUGACACAUCUUUGCAAUACAGCCUCUCUGGCAGCAGGAAGCAUAUGGCUUUGCAGCAGUGCCUGUUUUCAUACCAUCACCAUAUCUGAAUAAUGGCAAAGGAAGAGAUUUUUGUUUUUCAGGGCAAAACAAAAUAGUCAGGUCCACAAACUCAAGGGCAGCCACCAAGGCAGUGUCAAGCACAGAGAUGGCAGUAGCUGAAGGGGUUCAGUGGCUGUUAUGGCCUACGUGGCAGCAGGGAUGAGUGAUCAGGGUGCAAAACCAAGUUCAGUCAGUUUCCCAAGAGUACCUGGGUCUACAGUGCUUUGCUAUAGACCUGACCCUUCUUCCACUGAGAAGCAAGCUCAGGAUUGGAGAAGGAGGCUGUGCAGGGCUGCCUGCAAAGCAAGAAGAUCUUCUCUGAGAUUAUUGUAAUUGCAUUCACUUCAAGCUAUCUUGAGUGGUAGACCCUAGGAGAGAGAGGUGGGAGGGGGUAACAUCUAGCUGCAUGUUCCAGGUGGCAACUCAGUGAUAUUAUCUAAAUUGGGAUUGAGAUGGGAGGUGUGAGCCUCCCACUUGUAGAAAAUGCAGUGCCCACUUCAGUCCCCUCAGCAUCAUCAGAGAGAAGAACUUGGGGGUGACUGUGCUCUUGGCUCUCCUCUCUGCUGAGGCUGUCUGUGUUCUGGGAUAUGCAGUGCUUCUCCAUAGCAGUGACCCAGUACCCUGCUGCUCUGAUAUGAUGAUGAAGGUAACUGGCAUCACCAAACUCAGCGAAAUCUGUGUCCAGCAGCUUUCCAUUCCCCUGUUAUGCUACCUAUUAAAUUCUUGUAGACCCUCCCUUUUGUAGCAGUGGAACAAGUAUUCCCAGAUGUAGCAUGGAGUGGGAGAAAGAAGUCUCUGUUUUAUGGCCACCUGUUGGUAGAAGAAACAGAAGGGGAGUUUGGGUGAAGCUGUAGGACAUUUUUUCCAUAGACAAUCCUAAGACAGUUAGGACCAUGCUAGGCCUAGCUACCACCUGAGUUUGAUUGGGAUCUGGUCUUGAGGCAUGUAUGAAUUUUGUGCUACAAGGCAACAGCUAAUGGGACAAGCUCUCGCCUCUCUUGAUGUGGCAGAGUAACCCCAUUUCCUCUUGCUGCUCCUGGUGGAGAAAAUAACCUCUUCGUCAAGGUGUUCCCCACCUUGAGCCUGUCUCUGAUUGCAAGGGGGAGCGAGUAGUUUACUCUUGUCUGGAUCAAGGGGAGCAACUGGGAGUAAUAUAAAAUAAUUUUUUGGUUUUAAAUCUGCUCCGUUGUGGAGGUCUUUGAUGCUGCUCUUUGGAUGAGACCACUGGUCAAUCCAGCUGCCAGUAGGAGGCCACACAGUGAACCAGCAUUCACUGAUGCUUUCUGGGCCUUUCAUUGAGAGCCUUGGGAAAAGCCCAAAGGCUGUCUAGGCCUGGGGACCUGAAUCCCCCACCCCUGCCCUCCUCCCUCCCCAACCUCCUUUCAUGCAGGUGGACAGAGCAGCUGGGCAAGGCGGUGAGGGGACAUCUGUCCUGAUGCUGCCCCAGCUCUGCUCCAAGCCAUCACGGCUGGGCCACCCCCUGCACCAGCACCACCUCCAAGGGGUUGCUUGGGCUUGCUGGUGAGGUGCCUCUGGCAGAGAAGUCCCUUCUUCCUACAGAGGCUGAAUCCUCCUGCCCCUUUAGAGACUCUACUUACCUGGUUUUGAUGGCACACCUUAGCCUUGUAACUGCUGCCAGAUGGAGCUGACCAGUGCAGGACAGGAAGUGUCGCCCCUUUGUACCAAACUCCUGUGCUCAGGAGAAGGGACAGCCGUAGCCUGGUACCUUUCUGAAGAGGCACAUUCCCCGUCCAGAUGGCUGGGGCAGGAGCCCCCGUGUGGCCCCGCACCCCCAGGCUUUGCUCAGCGAGAGCUGCUGAGGUGUUUGGCCCCAGAAAUACGUUUCUGCCAGCCCCUGGGUGCGGCAGCCUGCCUUCCCCCGGGUGGGAGCGGGGAACAGGGAUGUCCUGCCAAUAUCGUUGCCUUUUAGUACUUUUGUAACUUUUCUCUGUCUUCUCUUUUUGAAUCUGAAGGAAAACAUAAAAAAAAAUUUAAAAACCAACAAUGAAAUAAAGUGUAACAGCUGCUAUAUUCA